Molecule: messenger RNA, 1591 nt
Organism: Dromiciops gliroides (monito del monte)
Lineage: Eukaryota; Metazoa; Chordata; Mammalia; Microbiotheria; Microbiotheriidae
Gene: CYTH2
Product: cytohesin 2
Biological process (GO): regulation of ARF protein signal transduction
Molecular function (GO): guanyl-nucleotide exchange factor activity
Source: RefSeq, a predicted model, not a curated record
AGGCGGUGGCGGCGGCGGCCCCGGGAGCGGCCGAAGGGGCUGAGCGUAGCCCCAAGGACCCGCGAAGAAUCGGCGGCCCGAGCCACGGUACGGGCCCGUGCCGGGCUGCCCUAGCCACCAUGGAGGACGGAGUCUAUGUGCCCCCGGACCUGACCCCCGAGGAGCGCCUGGAGCUGGAGAGCAUCCGGCGGCGCAAGCAGGAGCUGCUGGUGGAGAUCCAGCGCCUCCGGGAUGAGCUGAGCGAGGCCAUGAGCGAAGUGGAGGGGCUGGAGGCCAACGAGGGCAGUAAGACCCUGCAGAGGAACCGCAAGAUGGCCAUGGGCCGGAAGAAAAUUACAUGGGACCCCAAGAAGGGAAUCCAGUUCCUGGUGGAGAAUGAGCUGCUCCAGAACACACCCGAGGAGAUUUCCCGCUUCCUGUACAAGGGCGAGGGGCUCAACAAGACAGCGAUUGGAGACUACCUGGGGGAGCGGGAGGAGCUGAAUCUGGCAGUCCUGCACGCCUUCGUUGACCUGCACGAGUUCACAGACCUCAACCUGGUGCAGGCGCUGAGACAGUUCCUGUGGAGCUUCCGACUUCCCGGGGAGGCCCAGAAGAUCGACCGCAUGAUGGAGGCUUUUGCCCAGCGCUACUGCCUGUGUAACCCGGGGGUCUUCCAGUCCACAGACACCUGCUACGUCCUCUCAUUCGCUGUGAUCAUGUUAAACACCAGCCUCCACAACCCUAAUGUGCGGGACAAGCCGGGUGUCGAGAGGUUCAUCACCAUGAACCGGGACAACGAUGGUGGGGACCUGCCCGAGGAGCUGCUCAGGAACUUGUACGAUAGCAUCCGCAACCGAGCCUUUUAAGAUCCCGAGGACGAUGGCAAUGACCUGACCCACACCUUUUUCAACCCUGACCGCGACGGCUGGCUCCUCAAACUAGGAGCCCACCCCCCGCCCCCUCCUUCCCUUACAGGGGGCCGGGUGAAGACCUGGAAACGACGUUGGUUCAUUCUCACUGACAACUGUCUCUACUACUUUGAGUAUACCACGGUGAAAGAACCCCGGGGGAUCAUCCCCUUGGAGAAUCUGAGCAUCAGAGAAGUGGAGGAUCCUCGGAAGCCGAACUGCUUUGAGCUCUACAUUCCAAACAACAAGGGCAGCUCAUUAAGGCCUGUAAGACGGAGGGCUGAUGGACGUGUGGUGGAGGGCAACCACAUGGUGUACCGCAUCUGCCCAACGCAGGAGGAGAAGGACGAGUGGAUUAAAUCCAUCAAGGCUGCUGUCAGUGUGGACCCCUUCUACGAGAUGCUGGCAGCCCGAAAGAAGAGGAUCUCAGUCAAGAAGAAACAGGAGCAGGCCUUGAUCCAGGCAGGGGCCUAGCCCACCUCCCCUGCCCAUCCCCCUGCUGACCCCCCAUUCUUCCCCAAAGGCAAUAACCCCACUGCCCCAACCCUGGCCCCUGGCCCUGCCUUCCACUUAUUUAUUGGGGGCUGAGGGGCCGGACCCCUGGGUGCCCCAACGCCCUCUCUUGGGGCAAAGGAGAUUUUCUACUCGUGGUUUCUCUUCAUUUAUUUGUAAUUAAUUCAUUAUUAUAUUAUUAUUAAUAU